Molecule: messenger RNA, 1185 nt
Organism: Pieris macdunnoughi
Lineage: Eukaryota; Metazoa; Arthropoda; Insecta; Lepidoptera; Pieridae
Source: the annotation of a GenBank genome assembly
AUGUUUAAUUACAAGUAUUUAUCUCGGGAACAUCUCGAAGGAUUUGAUAAUUACAAGUACAUGUCAAAAGACACCAGUCCUCUCAGUGUUUAUGUUAUGCACCCAUUUUGGAAUAAAGUUGUAGAGCUAGUACCAAGAUGGGUUGCACCAAAUGUUUUAACGUUUUCGGGAUUUCUCUUCACUGUACUCGAUUUCAUACUAUUGUCAUACUAUGAUUAUGACUACACGGCAGCCAGUGCAAUGGUGAAAAAUGAAACUGUGGUUGAACCACUGAAUGGCAGGACCGAAGUAAUACCCCAAACGCUGUGGUACUUUCUGUCAGUGUUCCUGUUUUUGGCAUAUACCCUGGAUGGUAUUGAUGGUAAACAAGCCCGUAGAACACAAACAUCAGGCCCGCUUGGUGAACUCUUUGACCAUGGACUGGAUUCAUACUCAGUUUUCUUUAUACCUGCUUGCCUUUAUUCCAUAUUUGGUCGACUGGAUUUCUCCAUUCCACCUAUAAGAAUGUAUUAUGUGAUGUGGAACCUUCUUUUGAAUUUCUACAUAAGCCAUUGGGAGAAAUACAAUACUGGAGUAUUGUUCCUGCCCUGGGGAUACGAUUUUAGUAUGUGGGCAUCGACAUUUUUCUUCAUGUGGACUGGGGUAAAGGGAACAGGGUACUAUAAAAAGUACAUUUUUGGCAGCUAUACUUUAGCCAAUGCCUUCGAGUGGGUCAUAUAUGGAACGGGUGUCUUCACCAAUCUACCUGUUGCCUUGUAUAAUAUAUAUUUGUCAUACAAACUUCGAACCGGUAAAAUGCGUAAUCCCCUAGAAGCGAUACGGCCCGUUUGGUCAAUUUUAAGUGUAUUUCUGGUGUCGUCGGUGUGGGUCCAUAAGUCCCAUUUGGUGGAGAUCGAGCCAAGAGGAGUUUUCCUGCUGAUUGGCACUUUGUUUAGUAACGUUGCUUGCCGGCUUAUAGUUAGUCAAAUGAGUAAUCAGAGGUGCGAUGCUAUCAACUGGCUCCUUUGGCCGUUAACCGGAAGUGUCAUAGCAUCAAUUGUAUUCCCGGGAUACGACCUGGCUAUAUUCUACGCUCUGACGCUUCUAGUAAUCGUUGCUCAUGUGCAUUAUGGCGCUUGUGUGGUACGACAAAUGUGUGAUCACUUCAGAAUAAGAUGUUUCCACAUAAAACAACGUGCAGAUUGA